Messenger RNA from Nyctereutes procyonoides (raccoon dog), 1913 nucleotides. RefSeq names its product interleukin 34 (gene IL34). Gene Ontology annotation, biological process: positive regulation of cell population proliferation; positive regulation of monocyte differentiation; positive regulation of macrophage differentiation. The transcript has 9 exons. NCBI's taxonomy places the organism in Eukaryota, Metazoa, Chordata, Mammalia, Carnivora, Canidae. Gene Ontology annotation, molecular function: macrophage colony-stimulating factor receptor binding; cytokine activity. Bases 726 to 1457 code for a protein of 243 amino acids. The record is from RefSeq and is a predicted model, not a curated record.
AGUCGGGAAGCCGGGAUUGUGGGUUAGGGGAAGCCGCAGCCUUUCCCACCUGGCAUCCACUGCCCCCAGUUCUUGGGCACCUGCUCCAGCUGUGGAGCCCCUCAAAAACUUCAGCAAGGCCCUAGAAGACCUCAUCCUCGUGGGUGAACAGAUGCUGUGGAGCCAGCCUUGAACCCCACUCUGUUUCAGCCAGACCAGCCCAAGAGGGAGGCCCCCUAAAGAGGCCUCCAGGUGAAAAGCUCUGCGGCUGUGCAGGUCCUGACAACUGAACUGUGAAGAAUAUUCCAGCAUCUACUUUCUUGCACACCUGUUCCUGUGUGAGCUUCCUAAAGCCUGCUAGCCAGAUUUCACAUUGAGCAGCUGCAGACGGAGAAAUCAGAGAAAGCACAACCCAGCCCCAGAUUCCGAGGGGACUGCUGGGGACUCUCUCCUCUUGCUCAAGAGGGAAGAUCCCGAGGCCAGAGUCUCAGGCCAGGUCCUGGCUGCCAUGGGACUCGCAGCUGCUGCCCCCCGGCUGCCCUCCACGCUGCCAGGCAGAUAAGGGCGGGCACUGCCCCAGGAGCACCUGCUGCCCCCUGCCGGGCUGCUCUUCUGUAGCCAGCCUUUCCCCAGCUUUGGGCCACCUUUGCUGACCUGAGGCCAUGUAGGCCCUGCCUGGGUCUUUGUGGAUAGACACACACGGCUGGGGACACUGCCUCUGCUCUCUGGGUACACAGCGCACCACCAUGCCCCGGGGAAUCGCCUGGCUGCACUAUCUCGGGCUCCUCCUUGGCAUGGCCUUGGGGAACCAGGGUUUGGAGAUGUGGCCCUUGACCCAGAACGAGGAGUGUGCGGUCACCGGCUUCCUGCGCGACAAGCUGCAGUACAGGAACCGCCUUCAGUACAUGAAACACUACUUCCCCAUCAACUACAGGGUCAGCGUGCCUUAUGAGGGGGUGCUCAGAAUGGCCAACAUCACCAGGCUGCAGAGGGCCCGAGUCAGCCAGCAGGAGCUGCGCUAUCUGUGGGUCUGGGUGAGCCUCAGUGCUACUGAGUCGGUGCAGGAAGUACUGCUUGAGGGCCACCCAUCCUGGAAGUACCUGGAGGACGUACAUACGCUGCUGCUGGAUGUGCAGCAGAGCCUCACGGUGAGCUGUGCAGAAGUGCAGGAUGUGGAGGUCGGCCCCAAGGUGGAAGCGGUAGUGUCACUCCUGAGUGCCCCGAGGCUGAGCCUGAAGCUGGUGCGACCCAAAGCCCUCCUGGACAACUGCUUCCGGGUCAUGGAACUGCUGUACUGUUCUUGCUGUAAACAGAGUUCUGUCCUAAACUGGCAGGACUGUGAGGUGCCGAGCCCUCAGCACCACAGCCCAGAGCCCUCAUCGCAGUGCAUGGCUGCUCAGCUGUACCCCCUGUCCCAGUCGCCACCUAUCUCCCUGCCCCGCUCCCCAGGAUCCAAGCCUGGAGCCCCAGCUCCGUGAAGGUGCUGAGGGUGCAGGCAGAGGCCUGUUGCCCCGGGCGGCCAGUGGGGCGAUCUGUGUGGGGCAGCUCGAGGUGCUCUUGCGGUUCGGUUGAGCCGGAGACUUGUCUGGGCUGUGGUGGGGAGCCCUGUCUUGGGGGAGGAACCCUCAGGAGAGUGUUUUUCCUUUGAGGGGGAUUCGGUGCCCAAGAAAGGCCCAGUCUCCCAUUCGGUACCUCACGUGGUCUCACCUGGAGCAGCAGGGGUCUGGGGGCACCUGAAGGUGCGCAGAGCUCUCUACGCCUUCCUGCGCCCCCCGGAGGUGGUGCUGAGCUGCGUGUCUCCGGUGGCUGCAGAGGCAAGACCUGUGCCGGGUGGGCGGGGGGCGAGACGGGAGAGGGCAGCGCCACACACCACAUCUUGCCACAGAGGAUGCUCUUCCAGUUUCUAUUUUCUAUUAAACACUUGCUUGUUUUGG